CUCGAAGACCAGAGUGUUGCUCUUCCUAUUGAAUCUUUGCUCAUCUAAAAGUCUAAAGUUUUCAUUUUAGAUGCGUUGAAUUGGAACACUCGUAACUAACUCACAUCUUUAAACGAACAAUAAACGAGUGUUUCAGAGUCAUUUAACAAAUCAAAGGAUGUCUCUGAAGGUUCCGGAGGAUCGGACAGUGCGCAUUGUGUUUCUGGGAGCCGCAGGGGUCGGGAAAACCUCCCUGAUCACCCGCUUCUUGCAGGAUCGCUUCGAUUCCAAAUACACGCGCACCGUGGAGGAGCUUCACGCGCUCGAGUACGACACGGAAGGUGCGAGAGUGCGCAUAGAGAUCUUGGACACGAGCGGCAGUUACGCCUUUCCAGCGAUGCGGGCUCUGUGCAUCCGCACUGGGGACGCGUUUGCGCUGGUGUACGCGGCCGACGAACCGCACUCCCUGGAAGAGCUCCAGCGACUCCGUGAGGAGAUUUUGGAGUUAAAAGGGGUUACAUUUACAGGCAUCACGGUGAUAGAGAAUAAAUCAGACCUGGACAGCCGAUGUCGCCAGGCCACUGCCGAAGUGAUGCGCACGGUGGAGGAGGACUGGGGCGCGGGGUUCGUGGAGACGUCCGCGUGCACUGGCGAAAAUGUAACUGGGGUGUUUCGGGACUUGCUUCAGCAGCUGAAGUUACCGAGCCGUGUCAGCCCGGCACUUAGCAGACGGAGGCAAACAAUGACAAAAGAAAGUGCAGGGGCGGGGAAAAGGUCUCCUAUGAAGAAAAACAAUAGCUGCAUAUUGUCUUAAUGGACAUUGUCACAUGAAUUUAUGUGCAUCACAGUGAUGCUUGACGAACUUGAAUCAAUAUGGACAUUAAUUAAAUGUUGGACCUUGACAAAGUAUUGUCUCAUUGGCUUUAUUGAUGCUUUAUUAUAAUAAUUGAUUUGGCUCAUUUGAAUGUUUAA
Molecule: messenger RNA, 951 nt
Organism: Xyrauchen texanus (razorback sucker)
Lineage: Eukaryota; Metazoa; Chordata; Actinopteri; Cypriniformes; Catostomidae
Gene: rasd3
Product: RASD family member 3
Exons: 1
Coding region: 158-793 (211 amino acids)
Molecular function (GO): GTPase activity; GTP binding
Source: RefSeq, a predicted model, not a curated record